AUGGCACAUGCUCCAGCGCUUCUCAGGACGAACACGGCCCCGGUGUUUGCUGCGGAUAGGAAAGUUAGCAUGUCCGGUGCUUCAGGUAUAGCAGGUCCCCGAGCAAGCCAGUUGUCUGGCUCAACCAUCUAUGCUUCUGCGUCCAACCCCUCGUUGUCGUCCAUGGCAACGACUGUGGCCGACGCAGGACAUGUGAUCGCGACAGCCAAUAUCAUAAAUCAGAAGGCCGAUGCAUCGAGGUCUCUGUUCCAGAUAUGUUCAUCCCUGAAGCAAAGAUUACAGCAGGUUCCUGGUUUCGACCAGUACCAGGAGGAGCUCGAUGAACUUACAGAGAAAAGCGAAGGAGGCGCGGUGGACGCUGUAUGGCAAUUGUUGCGGACUGGUCACCCCCUUCUGACCAUCUUCAACACCCUCGAACCGGAUCGUCCUCUAAAUGUCGACAACGUUCCUGGAAGUGCCGCCAAAGUAUCCAAGAUCGCCGUGUUCAGAUUUGUUGAGGGCUGUCUCCAUCAACUGGGCAUGAAGAGCGACGAAUGCUUUGUCAUCAAUGACCUCAUGGGUAAUGACACCACCGGAUUUGUAAAGCCUCGUCAAGCAUCUGUGUCGGAAGCCGCUGCUGGCGACGGUAGCAGUACUGGUGGUUCCAUGUCCUACCGUGACCAUAUUAUCAAGGAAAUGGUAGAUACCGAGCGUAAAUAUGUUCAGGACUUGGAAAACCUUCACGAUUUGAAGAAGGCUGUUGAGCAGCAAGGUGACAUCCCAGGUGAUAUCGUUCAUCACAUCUUCUUGAACAUCAACUCGAUUCUCGACUUCCAGAGACGAUUCCUGAUCAAGGUUGAAACGAUGAAUUCCAUGCCUCCUGGAGCACAGCACUGGGGCACACCGUUCGCUACAUACGAAGAAGGUUUUGCAAUUUACCAGCCAUUCAUUGCCAAUCAGCGAAAAGCGGCACAGGUGGCGAACCAAGUAUUUGAGCAGAUCAGGGUCAUCCAACACCCAGUCGCAUGCGACUUUAAUACUCUGGAUGGAUUUCUUCUGAAACCAAUGCAAAGGCUUGUAAAAUAUCCUUUGCUUCUCAAGGAUCUUUUGAAAAAAAGUGAAGAUGCUUCCAUCAAGGAGGAUCUUUCCACAGGUAUAGCAGCUGCCGAGCGGGUACUCUCCAAGGCGAACGAGGCCGUCAACCGUGAUAUGCUUGACGAGGCGGUCGAAGAGCUGAAUAGAAGAGUUGACGACUGGAAGAGCCAUAAAGUGGACCAUUUCGGCAGUCUUCUCUUGCACGGCGUGUACACCGUCAUUACUGGGCGAAGUGACCAGGAGAAAGAUUACGAGAUUUAUCUCUUUGAGUCUAUUUUGCUGUGUUGUAAGGAAGUACAGCCAACUAAGAGCAAGGAGAAGAAGGACAAGACGAAGUCAAACAUACCCAAAUCACGGAACAAGAACAACAAGUUACAGUUGAAAGGUAGAAUCUUCAUGACGAAUGUGACGGAAGUUCUUUCGUUUGCGAAGCCCGGAUCGUACACUGUGCAAAUCUGGUGGAAAGGGGAUCCUGGCGUCGAAAAUUUCGUCAUCAAAUUCGUCAACGAGGAGCAAAUGAAGAAAUGGGCCACUGGCUUGGACAACCAGCGGAAGAUCAAUGCCCAACCAGUCACCGCAGCUCCAAACGGCGCAACAACCGACUUUGCAUGGAUGCGUAAUGCCGAGGGUCUCGAGAAUCCUUACAAACAACAAGAAGAAAGCGAUGAUGAAGAUGCAUUGCCUAUAGCACCAGCCGAGGUUGCAUCCCCGAACAUUGGCUUCGGUAACAUGCCACAGCUACCACAGUCAACAGGCGGUGUCAUGACCCGUAAUGCAUCCAGCACCAGCUUGAGAUCGCGCUCUGCUACAGGCGAGAGCACUCAAUCUAUUGCCGGUAUGGCUCGAGCGCCGCCACCAAGAUUCCCUCUGCCCGCACCGCCGAAUCAGCUCAGCUUGCAAACAGGAGCUGGACCACCGCAGGGAGCCGGGUCGCCAGGACCUCGUCUAGGGGAUUCAUACUUUUCGCCAGCGACCGAGUCGCCCAUAUCGACGCGUACUAGCGCUGCCAGCAGCAUGCAAUUCACCGCCGGCUACCCGUUUCCAAAGGCGGGUACGCCCCUAGGAAUGGAGGAUAACAAUCGUUACACAGCUCCUGCGAUGCCACGGGCACCUUCACGAGACGGCUCAUCCCCGGUCAACGCGUAUGCUAUGAGUGGAAGAAACCCCCGUGGACCCUCGAUGCCAGUCAUGGCCUCUCGAGAGAGCCUCGCUGCUCAACAACGUAACCGAUCUUAUAGCACCCCAGAUAUCAACGGUCAGCUCAGCAACGGCCGCAGAUCGAACAGCACCACGCCGGUGCCCGCUGUCCCCGGCAUACCUUCUCAUCUCGCCACUCACGAUCCAUCGGUCCCCCGUUCUCAGAAUGGGUCGCCCAUGCCAGAUAUGCCUAUGCGGACAAGCACCCAGAGCCCCGGUGCUCAACGUACGCAUCAAUCACACGGCUCGCUUGGAGGUCAAAUGGGUCAAUUCCCUGCAAAGCCGCUCUACCCGGGUCGCACAACGCCGGCACCGAGUGGAGCACCGUCGAAUGUCCCAACGCCGUUGCAGCUGGACAAUCGCACUGCAGUCUCGCCAUCGUUGCCUACUGCAGCAAGUUCUCUCUUCAGUCCUGCGCCUGAUGCGAUGCCCACGCAGCUCAAGGUCAAGGUGCAUUGCGAUAGUGGCAACUAUAUUACACUGGUCGUCGCCUUUAACAUCACAUAUCAGUCAAUGAUUGACCGCAUCGAUGCAAAACUAUCCCGAUUCACUGACAGCUCAAUUGGUAAGGGCAACUUGAAGCUGCGGUAUCGCGAUGAGGAUGGAGACUUUGUCAGCAUAGAGAGCGACGAAGACAUACAGAUUGCUUUCUUGGAACACCGGGAAGGCUCCAAGAAUCAGUACAACCUCGGCGGCGUCGGAGAAAUAGAACUUUUCUGCGUCGGCGACAUGUAA
Molecule: messenger RNA, 3006 nt
Organism: Pestalotiopsis fici W106-1
Lineage: Eukaryota; Fungi; Ascomycota; Sordariomycetes; Amphisphaeriales; Sporocadaceae
Exons: 5
Coding region: 1-3006 (1001 amino acids)
Biological process (GO): intracellular signal transduction; septin ring organization; establishment of cell polarity
Cellular component (GO): cytoplasm; mating projection tip; division septum
Molecular function (GO): guanyl-nucleotide exchange factor activity; protein binding
Source: RefSeq, a predicted model, not a curated record